Messenger RNA from Episyrphus balteatus (marmalade hoverfly), 1616 nucleotides. Its product is annotated as brain-specific homeobox protein. Gene Ontology annotation, molecular function: DNA binding; DNA-binding transcription factor activity, RNA polymerase II-specific. The transcript is spliced from 4 exons. The coding region runs from base 146 to 1369 and encodes 407 amino acids. NCBI's taxonomy places the organism in Eukaryota, Metazoa, Arthropoda, Insecta, Diptera, Syrphidae. Gene Ontology annotation, biological process: regulation of DNA-templated transcription. The record is from RefSeq and is a predicted model, not a curated record.
AAAUUCAAACUCAUUUCAACCGUCAACGAGUGUGGUGUCGCAAAGUCGAUAGUCGGUUUGAGUUUUUACGGUUUUUGUCUUCUAUAUUGAAAUCGGCAUAAACAAAUAUCGUUGUUCUUAAUAUUCUAUUGAAAAUAAAUUAAUAAUGUCGAUACAAUUAAGUGAUCAUAGUAACAAUAAACAAGGGACUUUAGUUGCUAAAACACCAUUUUCAAUCGAACAUAUUUUGUGUCAAAAUAAUUUAAAUAAUAAUAAUAAUACCGUUAAUUGUGAUACAAAAAGUGCUGCUAGUGUGGAAAAAAUCGGUUUAAAAACUUCGGUUGCAGCGGCGGCUAUUUUGAGUGGGAAAAUUGGUGAAAAUGAGAAACCUAAGGAAUCUACGCCAACAGCGGCGUCAGUGGCGGGCUCAGGACAUCAUCAGCACCAUCAUCACCAUCGGGAAGAAGAGGAAUACCAAAGGAUAAUACAAAAUCAUAGAUUUAAAAUCUCCGACCGUCUUCCACCACCCCCAUCUCAACAGCAACAACAAACCCAACUGCCAUCUAACAUUCAACCAUCCAACUUCAAUGGCAAUCAUCCGCCUAGUUCUGGAAUUUUAUAUCCAAAUUCACCAUACAGUGAUCAUGGGUUCCUUCAAAUGACACUUGGCUAUCUGUCACCAUCUUCGGGAGCUUAUAAGUCUGUGGAUCCAUACUUUCUUUCUCAAGCAGGUCUUUUUGGAGGUGGUCAUCUUUUCGGUGGUGCAGGAUGUGGUGUCCCAGAACUGGCACUUGGCAUUGGAAUGGGUGUGAAUGCACUUAGACACUGCCGUAGACGUAAGGCACGUACAGUAUUCAGUGACCCACAAUUGUCAGGUUUGGAAAAACGUUUCGAAGCCCAAAGAUAUCUUUCGACACCCGAACGAGUAGAACUUGCCACUGCGCUAGGUUUGAGUGAAACGCAAGUCAAGACGUGGUUUCAAAAUCGCCGAAUGAAACACAAAAAGCAAUUGCGUCGCAGGGAUGCCAAUAAUGAACCCGUUGACUUUUCACGUUCGGAAACGACCGAAAAGACUAGCAACGGCAACAACUCCUCUCAUGCAACCACGACAACAGCAGCAUCUUCGAAUUUGUCUUGUGAUUUGGAAAAAGGUUACCCAGGUUAUGGCUCGAAUACGACGACGUCGUCAUCAAGUACUGCAGCUGGCCAUCACCAUCAACGUUCGCAGCAUCAUCAUCAUUUGAAAAUGUUGAGGACAAUAUCAGCCUCGUCGGGUGAUAGUCUGUUGAUGAGUGGACACCCAGACCAGGACUUGACAAGUGAUGACAAUUCGGAUGAUGAUGGCAGUGAUGUGGAUAUAGUUGGUGAUACAAAGAUGUAUAUGACAUAAUAGUAUAGUUUUCAAGAACAAUAAUCAAGAUGUAUAUAUAUAAAAUUAUGUUAAAAUAUUAUUUAUUGAAAUUUUGUAAAUAAAUUAUUUAUAAAGUCUUUAAGAAAUUGAGAGUGUGGAUCUAGUCAGAACGUAGUUAUAGAAAUAAAAGAAAAUAAUUUCAAAUUUAAAACGUAUUUAACCUAAACGUAUCUUGUGUAAGAAAGUUCAACGAAAACAUUGAAAAAAAUUAAUAAUAAAUGGUAAA